UACUUGAGUCUUGAUCCACUUUGGAGAACCUGAUUCUGAGACUCUAGAAGGAUGUCUUAUCAACAGCAUCAGUGCAAGCAGCCCUGCCAGCCACCCCCAGUGUGCCCACCUCCAAAGUGCCCUGAGCCAUGCCCACCCCCAAAGUGCCCUGAGCCAUGUCCACCCCCCAAGUGCCCUGAGCCAUGCCCACCCCCCAAGUGUCCGGAGCCAUGUCCACCUAGACAGUAUCAGCAAAAAUGCCCUCCUGUACAGCCUCCUCCGCCCUGCCAGCAGAAGUGCCCACCCAAGAGCAAGUAACAGCUUCAAGAUUCAUUGAGAUCAUGACAAGACGAGGAAAGUUGGCUGCUCUAAUUCCACAGCAACAUCUUCCUCUCCAAAGCUUAUCAAGCAUACAGAACCUUCUUCUCUGUCCUUUAGCCUAUAGUCUGCCUGUGAUCACUGCUGACAGUGAGGAGCAUCCUGUUAGACUGUUAUGUCCCAACAUUAACUGAGAGACGACAGUGCCCGGCUGUGCCAGCAUCCAGCCCUGCAGAAGGAAGAGCAGCCGUGCUCCCGCUCGGUGCCAUCAGAGGGUGUCUUCCCUGUCUGUCACCUGGGCAGGAAUUUCUACCAUGUGGGCAACUGUAACUCUUCUUCCACUUUCUGA
Molecule: messenger RNA, 646 nt
Organism: Marmota monax (woodchuck)
Lineage: Eukaryota; Metazoa; Chordata; Mammalia; Rodentia; Sciuridae
Product: small proline-rich protein 2I
Exons: 2
Coding region: 52-297 (81 amino acids)
Cellular component (GO): cornified envelope
Source: RefSeq, a predicted model, not a curated record